Messenger RNA from Cordyceps militaris CM01, 1875 nucleotides. Its product is annotated as UDP-glucose 6-dehydrogenase. The record is from RefSeq and is a predicted model, not a curated record. NCBI's taxonomy places the organism in Eukaryota, Fungi, Ascomycota, Sordariomycetes, Hypocreales, Cordycipitaceae. Gene Ontology annotation, molecular function: UDP-glucose 6-dehydrogenase activity; NAD binding. Gene Ontology annotation, cellular component: nucleus; cytosol. Bases 1 to 1875 code for a protein of 624 amino acids. The transcript is spliced from 3 exons. Gene Ontology annotation, biological process: polysaccharide biosynthetic process; glycosaminoglycan biosynthetic process.
AUGUCUUCAUCCAUCGUCGACACCGUCAAGGCCCUUAGCCUCAACAGCUCAGCAAACGCCUCCAAUGGCUCCGAAAACCCAGAAUUUACCAUCCGCAACAUCUGCUGCGUUGGUGCUGGCUAUGUCGGCGGCCCUACCGCGGCGGUCCUCGCCUUCCAAAACCCUCACAUCAGAGUCACCGUUGUCGAUCGUGACCAGACCCGAAUUCGUCGCUGGAACUCGAGACACCCCCCCAUCUAUGAGCCCGGCCUGCAAGACAUUGUCCGCAUAGCCCGCGACGGCAGCCGUGAGACCUUCUUCUCCAACGAGGCCACCAGCGACGCCGACACCUUCAACUCGGACUUUGGCGAGGUCAGCGUGGCUCCCCGCCAGAGCAACCUAUUCUUUACCACAGAUGUGGCCGGCAGCAUCGCCGAGGCCGACGUUGUCCUCAUCUCGGUCAACACACCCACAAAGGAACGCGGUAUCGGUGCCGGCAGCGCUACCGACAUGACCGCCUUUGAGGCCGUCACUGCUGUCGUAGCACAAAACGCCCGCGAAGGUGCCAUUAUCGUCGAGAAGAGCACUGUUCCUUGCCGCACUGCUCAGCUCGUUGCCGAGACUAUUUCAAUGCACCGCCCCGGCGUCCAUUUUGAGAUUCUCUCCAACCCCGAAUUCCUCGCUGCUGGUACCGCCGUCAACGAUCUCCUCUACCCGGACCGUAUUCUCAUCGGUUCCGCCCCCACCCCGACUGGCAAGCUUGCCGCCGAGGCCCUCGCCAACGUCUACGGGGCCUGGGUGCCCCGCGAACGCAUCCUAACAACCAACGUCUGGUCUUCCGAGCUUGCCAAGCUCGUUGCCAACUCUAUGCUGGCCCAACGAAUCUCCAGCAUCAACUCCAUUUCUGCACUCUGUGAGCAGACUGGCGCUGAUGUUGACGAGGUAGCCCGCGCCGUUGGUGUGGACCCCCGUAUUGGCAACAAGUUCCUUGUCGCUGGUAUCGGUUUCGGUGGUAGCUGCUUCAAGAAGGAUGUUCUCAACCUCGUCUACCUCGCCGACACAAUGGGUCUCCCUGAAGUCGGCGAGUACUGGCGCCAGGUCGUCAAGAUGAACGAGUACGCACGCGACCGCUUCACCAACCGCGUUAUCAAGUGUCUGAACAACACGCUGGUCGGCAAAAAGGUCUGCAUCCUCGGUUACGCCUUCAAGAAGAACACCUCCGAUACCCGUGAAGCCCCAGCUUUGGAGAUGAUCAAGACCCUCCUCGAGGAGCGCCCGCGUGAGAUUGCCAUCUUCGACCCGUGCUGCAACCCGCUAGUCAUCAAGAACGAAAUUCGAUCCCUCCUUGGGCCUCUGGCCGAGGGCAACAACAUCUCCGUCUAUGGAAACGCGUACGACGCCUGCGACGAUGCCACAGCCGUCGUCAUUGCGACCGAAUUCGACGAGUUCCGCAAUCAGCCCGUGCCGAAGCCCACUGCUCCCUCAGCUGCGGCUGUGCCCAAGACGAUUGGUGGCAAGCCCAACCCCAAAUGCGAUCCCCGCCCCUUCAAGACCACCAUUCCUUCUGAGAAUGAUCUCCUAGCUCUUCACAAGCACCUGGCUCAGCGCGAAAACGGGCAGGGGCCCGAUCCGCUCAACCGCUUCAACACUGAGCCGUCGUGUGACAGCUCUUGUCCCGACUGCCAGCAAGAGCAGGAAAGUCAGGCGACUGGCCAUGCUACGGGCAUGGGCAAUGCCGAGGAGUACAAGUCCAAGGGGCGCCUCAACUGGGAGCGCAUCGCCGAUUCAAUGGCAAUUCCUCGCUGGGUUUUUGACGGCCGUGGUGUUAUUGACUCGCGCGAAAUGGUCAAGCUGGGCGUUCGCGUUGAGAGCGUUGGUCGUCAACACCGCUUCUAA